AUGGGUUUGAAGAGGCCUAGCUCCAAGGUGGAAAACAAAGUGGCCAAGAAGCCAGCAGCAAAAGUGACAAAGGUGGCAAAGUUCAAGAAGCCAGCAGCGCAGACUGGGAAGAAGGGAAUUUUGAAGGAAAAGAAGAAAGAAGAGAUUGACAAGGCCCUUGCCAAACUCCCUGCAAAUGAGGCCCAGAGCCUGUGGAAGAAGUUUGAGAAGAAUAGGCAGAUGGCUGGAGCUGACAACUCCUACAAGGAAGCCACCAAAGGAACUGGAAGCCAGGAGAGGAAGCACAAGCUGCUGAGGUCCUUCAUCCUUGAUGGAGGGUCCAUUGCCAAGAACUACAAGGAGGCCAUGCUGGUCUAUGAGAAAACUGAUGAGAAGGGAGGCAUGGUGAAGUUCAACACAUGGAAGCAGCAGGUGGACAAAUAUGGAAAGGCUGAAGCCAUGAGCAGGCUGAAAGCAGGAACAAUGAAGUUUCGCAAGUCACCCACAGACCCAAGGUUCUUCGAGUUUGCUGAUGAAAGUGAAUAUGUCAAGUGGAAGGCCAAGAAAAGCCAGACUGUGGCUUACAAGACUGACAAACACAAGGCUGGAAAAGAUGACUGGCUCAGCAUGGAGAACCUCAACUUGGAAGAUGUUGGGGAUGCCAGCUUUGCCUUAGCUGGCAAUCAACUGGAUGACAUGGAGAUCGAGCCUGAGCUGAAGGACUUCUUCAAUAAGCAGCUCUCUGUCAAAGAUGAUGAGGACAAGGAUACGAAGAAACAGAAGGAAAAGGAAGAGGCCAAGGAGAAGAAGAACAAGUGGGAAGAGAUGAGCAAUGUCAGCAAGGAUGACAACAAAAGCACUUUGCUCAAGAAGCUGCUGGCAUUCAAGGCAGAACUUUGCAAGGAUGAAGGUGCCUUGCAGGAGGCGAAGUUGGAUAUGAAAGGCAAAGCUGGCUGCAAGGAUGAAUUGAAAAUCCUGAGCUCUGCCCUGACAGAAGUGCAGACCUGCCAGAAAAAGAUAGAGAAGGCCAUCAACAGUGGAAGCAAGAAGGAAGAAAGCAAGAAGGCAUUGUUGGAGAGCUUGGCAGCCUUGGAGAAGAGCAAGAAGUGCAAGAAGUUGGUAGCAGGACCACCAAAGAAGAAGGCUAAAAAAGAAGAGGAGGAGGAAGACUGCAAUCACAGCACCAUGGCCAAGAGAAGGAAGAUUUUGUAUGUGAAGGGGGAGGAGACAGCAAACCCCAGGUAUGCACACUGGGUUCUGGACCCCAAUGAAGAUAGCCAGGUGCUGGUACCACCUAGUCCAGAAGUUGUGGAGACUGAAGAAGAAGAAGAAGGGCAAGGACAGGAGGAGAACCCUGCAAGGCCUGCCACUGACUCUGCUGAAGAUGGAAAGCAGGAAAAGAAAGAGGAGCAGCCAGUGGCCACUGUGGUCAGAGUUAAGAAUGCUGAGGGACUUGUGCUGGAGAAAGAGAAAGAUUUACCCGUAAUAUUGCCUGAGGCAUGGGUGGAUACACUGCAGAACAAGAACCUCUUGCAAGAAUUGGCAUGCAGCCAGAAAACUUUGAAGGAGUUCUGGUUGAAACAGGUGGAUUCAUUGCUGGUUGUGUCAAUGAGAUGCGCAAUCUCUGGUGUGGCCAUCAAACAAUCUCAGCUGCUACUGACUUGCCUCCCCAAGAGUGCAGGAACUGCUUCUUCGAUGAAGCCUAUAUGGGAAGCAAUUGCUGGCAGCUUCAAGAAGAUGGCAGAAGCAGGAAAAGGAGUUCUGUUUGUGGUGGCAGGAGAUUUGGAAUGGUUCUCCAGUGACUUUGGGUGGCCCACUGCCAUGAGCAACAACCCAUGCCCAUAUUGCCUUUGUGACAACUACUUUGAGGAGGAGAAGAGCGUGCGGCCAUUUACAGAUUUCAGGAAAGAUGCAACUUGGAAAUCUACUUUGAGGAGUGUGUCAGCACCACCACCAGUAUCACAUCCCUUAUUUGGAGUGCCAGGAACUUCCUUCUGGAGCAUGAAAUUGGAUCUGUUGCACCUUGUAGACCUUGGAGUGGCAUCCCACAUUUAUGGGAACCUCUUGGCAACCAUCGUCAAGAGCCUUCCUAUGGGAAAGAAAAGGGCUUUGGUGGAAGUCAACAAGAUGGUGGCCAUGAGAUAUGAGGAACUUGAAACCCCAGCAGGGGAAAGAAUACCCAGACUCAAUGUGUCAGACAUCUUUGGUGAUGAGUUCCCUUGCCUGAAACAUGUGAAAGGGAGGAGAGUCAGGAAAUUUGCCACUGUGGCGAUACUGUUGGCUGGGACCCUGGCUACAAACACAAAAGGAAAACACAUGGAAGCUUUGUGCAAGGCCAUGGAGGAAGCCUAUGACCUUUGUGACUUGAAGGAGUAUUUUUGGGACAAGAAGGUGGGACAGCAGUUUCAAGAGAAGACUGAGGCAAUCCUAGGACACUAUUCAUGGCUGGCAAAGAAUAGCAUGAAGAGUGCAGAAUGUAUGUGGAGCCUGGUGCAGAAGCACCACCUCAUGGCUCAUUACCCAGCACAGUGCCAAUACUUGGCACCAAGGAGCUGCUGGGCAUAUGGGGGAGAAAGCUUCAUGUCCCUGAUGGUGGCAGUUGCUGGGAGCAGUGUGAAAAGCACACCUGCAUGGAUGCUCCCUUCCAAGGUUCUAGCCAAAUUUGAAUACGCUUUUCACCUGAUGCUGGAAGGGAUUUUUAAUCCAGACCUAGAAGAAAAUGAAGAAGUGUGA
Cladocopium goreaui is the source of this 2712-nucleotide messenger RNA. The record is from the annotation of a GenBank genome assembly. NCBI's taxonomy places the organism in Eukaryota, Dinophyceae, Suessiales, Symbiodiniaceae.